This is a messenger RNA of Bradysia coprophila, 1135 nucleotides long. RefSeq lists its product as uncharacterized. NCBI's taxonomy places the organism in Eukaryota, Metazoa, Arthropoda, Insecta, Diptera, Sciaridae. Gene Ontology annotation, molecular function: metal ion binding. The record is from RefSeq and is a predicted model, not a curated record.
GUCAUCUUGGAAAGCCAUGGCACUUAUGUUUUACCUACUUGCUGGCUUAGCAGCACUUUUAUCAAUAACAUCGACCGUAACAGCGACAACGUAUGGGCAAAAACUGGAGAGUUCGGUUUUAUUUAACAAAACUAUGCCAAUUCACAAAUACAAGACCAAAACUGGUAUGAAAGUCGUGAUCGCUAAAACAGGUGGACCUCAAGUGAGAGGUUAUGUCUGUUUAGCGACUAACGCUCACGAUGACAACGGAAUACCACAUUGCUUAGAACAUUUGGUGUUUCAAGGUAGUGAAGACUAUCCAUACACAGGGUCGUUGAAUCUAAUUGCGAAUCGAUGCUACGCGUUUGGAACCAACGCUUUCACUGCGAAGGAUCGUACGUGUUAUUAUAGUUCACACGUUGGAAAAAAUGGGUUUUUGGCACUACUGCCUGUUUUUCUGGAUCACAUUUUGUAUCCAACAUUGACGAAAUCUACCUUCACCACUGAAGUGUAUCAUGUGACUGGCGAAGGAGAAGAUGGGGGAGUUGUGUUUUCCGAAAUGGAAGCUGCGUCAGUCGAUUACAACUGGCGGGCAUUGCUACGCACAGUGCAUAAAGAUUCUGGUUAUGCUUCCGACACGGGUGGAUCUUUGCCCAAUUUAAGAGAAAAUACAACACACCAACAGAAUGUGGCUUAUCACAAAAAAUUCUAUCGACCGGAAAAUCUUUGCAUAACAGUGUUAGGAGAUGUGUCAAUCGACGAUGUAAUGAAAUCCAUUCAGAAAGUAGAGAAGAAAAUCGCAUCCAAACCAAAACUACCUAGAUGGACCAGACCAUGGAAAGUGAGACUGCCUGCGCUAAAAACAACUACAGUAAAAACACUACUACCAGCUAGUAACGAAGGUGCCACUGAUAUAUACAUUGCGUGGCGUGCUCCGAAUCCAGUCGUCCGAUUCCGAAAAUUGACGGCAUUUGAAUAUUUGUUGCCAUAUCUAGCCAGUAGUGCGAAACCGGAAGAUUUCUAUUCCAGUAGUGUCACCGGAGGUGUUUACGAUUUCACUCUUUACUUUCACUUUUUUGAUGUUCCAUUGGAUAAGACACACUUGGUGUAUCCAGCGUUGAUCAAGUGGUUGCGAAAAUAUAGGAAAAGUAAGUGA